This is a messenger RNA of Diatraea saccharalis (sugarcane borer), 945 nucleotides long. Lineage: Eukaryota; Metazoa; Arthropoda; Insecta; Lepidoptera; Crambidae. The record is from the annotation of a GenBank genome assembly.
AUGAUGGUGAUAUCGGCGGCGGCGUGCGCGGCGGGCGCGGCGGAGGUGGGCGCGUUCCCCGCGCUGGCCGCCUCCCGCGGGCUGGCGGCGGCGCUGCUGCUGGCGGCGCUGCUGGCCGCCGCGUACGCGCUGUUCGCGGCGCUCGCCGUGCCGGAGACCAGGGGCCGAGACCCGCGCUCCAUCUACCGGAUGCUGGAGCGAAACGCGACACGAACUGACGAGACGCGACACGUCGGUGGACAUCGUGAGGACGAUGACGCGAAUCGACGACCGGUUACACCUUCCAGCGGUGGAAGCGGUGGUAUGGGUCUGCUAGAAAAGCUGUCGUCGUGGCUGGGGCGCGGGCGCACCGAGGUGACAGUGCUAGUGUUGGGGCUCGACAACAGCGGCAAGUCGACGCUGCUGGACGCGCUGCGGCCGCCCGAGCAGCGCGCGCGGCAUCUGGCGCCUACCGUGGCGCUGCAACAGGACCAUUUCCAGAGCGGCGGCGUGUCGUUCAGCGCGUGGGACGUGUCGGGCGCGCCGCGGCACCGCGCGCUGUGGGAGCGCCACUACCGGCGCGCGCACGCACUCGUGUUCGUGGUGGACUCCAGCGACCGCUUGCGACUAGGUAACGCCGCGGUGCUAGUGCCGCCACCGGGUGGGCUCGUACGCUAUAUAAUGUGCGGUGUGCGGUGUGCAGUGGUGGCCCGCGAGGAGCUGGAGCUGCUGCUGUGCCACCCGGACGUGUGCGGGCGGCGCGUGCCGCUGCUCGUGUUCGCCAACAAGUGCGACGCGCCGCACGCGCUCGCGCCCGCGCAGGUGGCCGCCGGAUUAGGUUUGGAGCGCAUCGCUGACAAGCCGUGGCACAUCUGCGCGUCGAACGCGUUGUCAGGAGCGGGCCUAACCGACGGCAUAUCGUGGCUGGCGCGACAGAUCAGAGACCUCCAUAUACAACAGCAUUAG